Messenger RNA from Daucus carota subsp. sativus, 1633 nucleotides. RefSeq names its product 3-ketoacyl-CoA synthase 5. NCBI's taxonomy places the organism in Eukaryota, Viridiplantae, Streptophyta, Magnoliopsida, Apiales, Apiaceae. Gene Ontology annotation, molecular function: acyltransferase activity, transferring groups other than amino-acyl groups. Gene Ontology annotation, cellular component: membrane. Gene Ontology annotation, biological process: fatty acid biosynthetic process. The record is from RefSeq and is a predicted model, not a curated record. The coding region runs from base 121 to 1476 and encodes 451 amino acids. The transcript has a single exon.
UGCAUCCCUUGAUCAAUUCUUUCAUCAAACUAAUCUAUCAUUCUUAUGUAAUCUAGUCUAUUCCAUAUUUGGUUCUCUGUACUUGAAUCCUCUUGAUCCCUUUCAUCUUCUAAUCCAUAUAUGGAAGCUCUCUCAAUAAUGCUUAACCACUAUCAUAAUGAUCACAUUAUGUUUAGUGCAUUACUCACCAUAUUAAUAACUCUUCUACUAGUCUCUGUCAUGAAGCUAUACAUCUCAAAAUCUCAAACAGUUUACCUUGUGAAUUUCUCAUGUCUGAAGCCCCCAGACUACUGUAGGGUUCCCAUUGCAGGCUUUCUUGAACACAUCAGGUUGUUUGAUUUUCUAGACGAAGACAGUGUCGAUUUCAUGUCGAAGAUUGUCAGUUUUUCUGGACAAGGUAAUGAAACCUACUAUCCACCAUCUUUGUUCUAUAUUCCACCAGUUCCAACUGACCGUGAAGCGAUGGAAGAGGUCCACAUGGUCCUCUUCCCUGUGUUCGAAGAUCUCUUAUCCAAAACAAAUCUUGAGCCUCGUGAUAUCGAUGUCAUUAUAGUGAAUUGCAGUGGAUUCUGCCCUGAACCAUCGCUUUCUUCGAUCAUAAUCAACAAGUACAAGAUGAGGGAAGAUGUCAAGAGCUAUACACUCACUGGCAUGGGAUGCAGCGCAAGUGCAAUAGCUGUUGACAUGGCUAAAAACAUCUUGAACACGCGUAGAAACUCAAACGCUGUCGUUCUGAGCACAGAAAUAUUGUCAACCGGAUGGUACCAAGGCAGAGAAAAAGAGAAACUUAUCAUCAACUGCAUGUUCCGGAUGGGAAGUGCAGCAGUCUUGCUGUCAAACAAAAAGGCCUUAAAAAACAACUCAAAAUACAAGCUCCUUUUCAGCUUAAGAACUCAAACAGCCUCAGAUGACAAGGCCUACUACUCCGCCAUGCGCGAAGAGGACUCUGAGGGAUUCACUGGCGUGACUGUCAAGAAAGAGUCCCUGCAAGCUUUUGCAGAAGCUGUGCGCUCCCAUCUAGUCAUUCUAGGCUCAUCAAUCUUGCCAUUAGUCGAAAAACUGCGGUACGCUCUGUGUGUACUCAGGAAGUGCAUGAUAGACAAGAGCACAGAGAUUUAUGUGCCUGAUUUCAAAUCAGUUGUGCAACAUUUUUGUUUUCCAACCACAGGGAAACCUAUGCUGAGAAAAGUAGGGAAAGAGUUGAAGCUUGGAGAAGGAGACUUGGAAGCUAGUUUGAUGACACUGCACAGGUUUGGUAACCAGUCAUCAUCUUCAUUGUGGUAUGUUUUGGCUUACAUGGAGGCCAAGGAGAAUGUGAAGAAGGGUGACAAAGUGUGGCAACUUGGGCUUGGAAGUGGAUACAAGUGCAUCAGCUUACUCUGGGAGUGUGUAGGGCCUAUUGUCGGAGAGGCUCAGACUGGCCCAUGGGCUGAUUGCAUUUCUCGCUAUCCUGUAGUUCCUUCAUCCAGUAUGUAGUAGGAGGAUUCCUUUUCUAUAUUCACAUUCACUGAUUGAUACAUAUAAAGCUCUUGAGCUGAAAAAAUUGAUUGGGAUCAUGAUAUAUAUUAGUACCAAGGAUAUAUCAAGACUGAUGGUAUUGAGCAGGCCAUAUCAAACAUUUUAUUUGUUGCAA